CGUAAUGGCACCCUCAGCUGAAGGCGCCAGCGGCGCCCCGACCCCCGAAGAUCUCAAGCUGCACCAGCUCUCUCAGAAAUACACGGCCGAAGCAGCCAAGCGUUUCCGACCCGAGGGUCUUGGCCAGUUCAUCCGGCUCAAGGAGGUCGGGAAUGAACGGUUCCGCGCCCUCGCAGAAGAUCCUUGGGUUGAUCAUGCAGCGCUGAACGCGAAAGAACCGGUCAAGGACGGCUCCAGGUAUAAGUUCAUCAUUCUCGGCGCCGGGUACGGAGGUUUGCUCUAUGCUGUCCGUCUGGCCGAAGCCGGGCUGGCGAGUGGGCCGGAUGAUAUCCUCAUGGUCGAUGCCGCCGGCGGGUUUGGUGGCACGUGGUGGUGGAACCGAUACCCCGGCCUGCACUGCGACGUCGAGAGCUACAGUUACAUGCCGUUGCUCGAGGAGACCGGGUACAUCCCCAAGAGCAAGUACGCGGCGGGGCCGGAGCUGCUCGAGCACGCGUACCGCAUCGCGACGCAGUGGAAGUUGCAUGACAAGGCGCUGUUCCGGUCGAAUGUCAAGACCAUCAGGUGGGAUGACGAAUCUCGGUUGUGGAGUCUCGAGGUCACCGAGGGCCGUGGUCCCGGGCAGCAGAGCCGUGAGCUGAAGCUCCAGGCUCGGUAUGUCUUGCUUGCCAGCGGCAUCCUCACCAACCCCCAGGUUCCCAAAAUCCCAGGCCUCGAAACCUUUACCGGACCCGUUUUCCAUACAGCGCGCUGGAAUUACGACGUUACUGGUGGGAGUCCCACGGAUGAAGCCCUUAACCGGCUUGAAGGUAAGCGUGUCGGCAUCAUCGGCACGGGCGCAACCGCGAUUCAGGUAGUGCCCAAGCUCGCCAAGUACGCGAAGGAGUUGUACGUGUUCCAGCGCACGCCGUCUGGGGUGUGGUGGCGGGGCCAGCGCCCGACAGACCCGGUGGAGUGGAAAACGAAAAUUGCUAGGAAGAAGGGGUGGCAGCGGGAGCGGAUGCUGAACCUUGACUCGUACCUGACCGACGCCGCCGAAGAGGGCCAGGAGAACAUGGUUGCAGACGGGUGGACCGAAAUGCCCGCCUUUUCUGCCGUUAUCGGCUCUCCAAGACAUGGCAUAGUCGAGCCAACGCCGGAGAAGAUCGCCGAGCACCUCGGGCGGCUGUACAAGCUCGACCUGCCUCACGCCGAGCAGGUGCGGGCGCGGACGGACAGCAUCGUCAAGGAUCCGAAAACAGCUGCCAAGCUCAAGGCGUGGUACCCAACAUGGUGCAAGCGGCCAACAUUUAGCGACGAAUAUCUUCAGACAUUCAACCUCCCCAACGUGCAUCUCGUCGACACGGAUGGCAAGGGUGUAGAUGCGGCCAACCCGAGCGGGCUGGUGGUCGCGGACAAGGAAUAUCCUCUCGACAUCCUCGUCCUGAGCACCGGCUACGUGACGCCGAGCAUCGGCGGAGGGAGCCCUGCAGUGCGCACUGGUGUUGACAUCUACGGCCGCGGCGGUAAGUCGCUGGACGACAAGUGGCAGACCCAUGGUGCGGCGACCCUGCACGGCGUGUGCUCGAACGGGUUCCCCAACCUCUUCUUCACCCCCCUGUCCCAGUCGUCCCAGGCGGCCAACAACGCCUUCACCCUAGAUGUCGGCACGGAGCAUAUCGUCCAGGUCAUCAAGACAGCCGAGGACAGGGUCGACGGCGAUGCCCUUGUCGAAGUGACGAGCGAGGCCGAGGAGGCCUGGUCCUUCGAGAUCAUGAAGCAUGCUGGCUGGUUUGCGAGCGUCACGGGCUGCACGCCGGGCUACAUCACCUCCGAGGGCGAGGCUCUGCGGAAGUCGGAGGACCCGAUGGAAAUGGCAAAAAGGGCCAGGAGUGGGAACCUGUCCCAAGGGAUGGCGUCGUACAUGAAGUUGUUGCAGGAGUAUCGGGCCGAUGGGUCGCUCAAGGGAUUCGAUAUUUCCUCGAGAGCUUGAGGGGCUCGGAGAUGCGCCGAACUGCAGUUAGUUUCAAGUUGUCGAGCCAUCACUAUGCUGUUAAGCUUUAAUUAUAACCUUGGUCAGCGAAUUAAUUCCCCCCUGACCUCUUCGCUUGUUGCGGUCG
Molecule: messenger RNA, 2099 nt
Organism: Thermothelomyces thermophilus ATCC 42464
Lineage: Eukaryota; Fungi; Ascomycota; Sordariomycetes; Sordariales; Chaetomiaceae
Product: pyridine nucleotide-disulfide oxidoreductase-like protein
Exons: 3
Coding region: 5-1972 (655 amino acids)
Molecular function (GO): oxidoreductase activity
Source: RefSeq, a predicted model, not a curated record